AAUAGCUAGUUCCUCCCAUGGGCUGAUUUAUAAAUCAGUGCUUUGGAGAGGAGCUGGGGACAGCACUGUGUGGCAAUGUUACAAGCAGUUUCUGUAGAUCUCUUGGGAAUAUCUGGGAUUCAGAGGAUGAUAUAUAGGAUUGCUGUGUAACAGUUUGGGAUACCGUGAAGGUCAGAUUAAAUGACCAGUACUGGGGGCCAAUGGAGCUAUUAAGAGUUUGUUCCUAAGGAAAUCUGUUAAACCUUCUCCUUGUUACACUUGAAGCUUCACACUAUCAAAACUACUCUAUGUGCUCGCCUUAGUCUAGUAGUGUCAGUGUUUUAUCAACAGAUAAUUGAGCUGCUGUAAAAAAUUUUUGGAAAACAGAGCUGUGACUAGCCAUUUUUUGUUUUGUAUGAUUUUUCUUCUAAAAACAAACUGAAAAGAGAAUUAAGGAAAACUUGAGAGAAUUGUUCUACAUCCAAAAUGAUACCCUGUGGACCAGUUCUGUCAUUUGUUCGGUGUCUGUUGCGAAGAAAAAUUGUCUCUGUGGACAGUCUUGAAGAUUCCAAGUUAUGCCGAUGUUUAUCCACUGUGGACCUUAUAGCUCUGGGAGUGGGAAGCACUCUUGGUGCUGGUGUUUACGUACUUGCUGGAGAAGUAGCAAAAGCAGAUUCUGGACCGAGUAUUGUUAUUUCUUUCCUCAUUGCUGCCUUGGCAUCUGUGAUGGCAGGUCUUUGCUAUGCUGAGUUUGGUGCUCGUGUUCCCAAGACUGGUUCUGCAUAUUUGUAUACUUAUGUAACUGUUGGUGAACUGUGGGCUUUUAUCACUGGCUGGAAUCUCAUUUUAUCAUACGUUAUAGGUACAUCCAGUGUAGCAAGAGCAUGGAGUGGCACCUUUGAUGAACUUCUUGGAAAACAAAUUGGUCAGUUUUUCAGAACCUACUUCAGAAUGGAUUUUUCUGGUCUAGCAGAGUAUCCAGACUUUUUUGCAGUAUGUCUGAUAUUGCUUCUGGCAGGUCUUCUGUCUUUUGGAGUAAAAGAAUCUGCAUGGGUGAAUAAGAUCUUCACUGCUGUUAACAUCUUGGUUCUCCUCUUUGUUAUGAUUUCUGGUUUUGUGAAAGGAGAAGCUGACAACUGGAAAAUAAGUGAAGAAUCUCUCAUAAACCUCACAGCACAAACAGGAAAUUAUUCUUCAUAUAAGAACGUGACAAGCAUGUUUGGGGCCGGUGGUUUUAUGCCAUAUGGUUUUACAGGAACAUUGGCUGGUGCUGCAACAUGUUUUUAUGCCUUUGUGGGAUUUGAUUGCAUUGCAACAACUGGGGAAGAAGUCAGGAAUCCUCAGAAAGCUAUACCUAUUGGAAUUGUGACUUCCCUGCUUGUCUGUUUUAUGGCCUAUUUUGGUGUUUCGGCAGCUUUGACUCUUAUGAUGCCAUACUAUCUUCUAGAUGAGAAAAGUCCUCUUCCUGUAGCAUUUGAAUAUGUUGGAUGGGGUCCUGCAAAGUAUGUUGUAGCAGUGGGAUCCCUCUGUGCUUUGUCCACAAGUCUUCUUGGAUCCAUUUUCCCAAUGCCACGUGUAAUCUAUGCUAUGGCGGAAGAUGGGUUGCUUUUCAAAUGUCUAGCUCAAAUCAAUUCCAAAACGAAGACUCCAGUUAUUGCUACUUUGUCAUCGGGUGCAGUAGCAGCUAUAAUGGCAUUUCUUUUUGACCUAAAGGCUCUGGUGGAUAUGAUGUCUAUUGGUACACUUCUUGCUUACUCACUUGUAGCAGCCUGUGUUCUCAUCCUCAGGUACCAACCCAAUUUAACCUAUGACCAACCAAAAUAUUCUCCAGAGAAAGAGGCUCUGACAGGAUCAGAAAGGGAGUCUGAAAUUAGUAUGCUACAAGGGCACCGCUUCAGUCUUCAGACAUUGAUGAAUCCAUCCAGUUUGCCAACAGAGCAGUCUGCUACUACUGUUAGCUUUUUGGUGGGUCUAUUAGCUUUUCUGGUGUGUGGGUUGAGUGUUCUGACCACAUAUGGGAUUCAUUUUAUUGCUAAUAUGGAGCCUUGGAGCAUUGGUCUUCUUGCUGUGUUGGUAGUACUCUUCAUAGUCAUAGUUCUCACCAUUUGGAGGCAGCCUCAGAGCCAGCAGAAAGUGGCCUUUAUGGUUCCAUUCUUGCCAUUUUUGCCAUCCUUCAGUAUCUUGGUGAAUAUUUACUUGAUGGUACAGUUAAGUGGAGAGACUUGGAUCAGAUUUAGCUUCUGGAUGGCUUUUGGCUUCUUUAUUUACUUUGCGUAUGGCAUCAGACACAGUCUUGAAGGUCAUCCUAGAGAUGAGGAAGAUGAAGAUACUUGCUCCGAAAAUAGUGGAGUACAGGAAAAGAACCCUGUGGAAGAAGCAGAUGAACAUGUUGAUGAAAAUGCUCGGUUUAUUACACAUGAAAGGACAAGUGAAUGUUAAUGUUUGCAAACAACCUUAACGUGCAUGUCUCUUAAGUAGUAGUAAACUGUGACCGAAUAUAGUUGCUGAACAAAAUUGUCAAAAGGUAGCUGCCAGCAGAUUAACAAUAAUUUAUAUUUGUGCAUCUUGAAAGUGCCUACCACAAAGCAUGACUGAAGUGUUGGACUAGCUGCUAAUUCCUCUUGGAUACUUCAAAUCCAGUAGCAUGAAGACUUUCUUCAGUGAUAAAUUGAUGUCCCAGAUGAAAACAUCAAGGAAGAUGAUGGGAAGGACAAACUUCCAAGGGGAUAACUGUACCUUUGCUAUGCUAAAAUUUUGGUUGCACAAUUAUAUACAAUUAAUUGGUGAUCAUAAAGUAUAAAGAAUUUUAG
Messenger RNA from Dermochelys coriacea (leatherback sea turtle), 2789 nucleotides. RefSeq names its product solute carrier family 7 member 2 (gene SLC7A2). Gene Ontology annotation, cellular component: plasma membrane. Gene Ontology annotation, molecular function: amino acid transmembrane transporter activity. Lineage: Eukaryota; Metazoa; Chordata; Testudines; Dermochelyidae. The transcript has 12 exons. Gene Ontology annotation, biological process: transmembrane transport; amino acid transport. The record is from RefSeq and is a predicted model, not a curated record. Bases 466 to 2418 code for a protein of 650 amino acids.